Molecule: messenger RNA, 1206 nt
Organism: Rotaria sp. Silwood2
Lineage: Eukaryota; Metazoa; Rotifera; Eurotatoria; Philodinida; Philodinidae
Source: the annotation of a GenBank genome assembly
AUGACUCGACAACUGUUUUUUCAAAGAUCGAAUAAGGUUUCGAUUUCGAAUGAUGCUAUUGAGAAGAAGCCCUUACGUACCAAACUCGGAUGGAUGAAACUUAUCUCAUCCGUUGGUAUUCCACUUACGAUUGGCAUUUUUACUCUUGUUACAACUCUUCAAAACCGUCAUAUAGCUCGACAAGAACGCGAACAAGAUAUCAAUCAAGCGCAAGACGAACAACGUGAAGCCGUGUUUAUUACCUAUAUUAAUGAUAUUUCAAGAUUUCGUGAUCAAAAUCUUCAAAAUCUAACAAAAAAUGCAGAUAAAUUAGUUUAUAUUCAUUCGAAAACAUUAGCAGCACUUCGUACAUUAGACGUUGAAAGGAAGAAAAAUAUUCUUCUCUUUCUUAGAGAUAGUUCAUUAUUAUCCGAAGAUGAAAACAGUAUCUUAUCUGAAGCUGAUUUUAGUCGAAUUCACUUGGAAAAUGAUGAAUGUCUAUUUUUCAAAGUGAUUUUCUCCGGUGCCAAUUUUUAUCGUACUUCUUUUCGCAAUUGCUUGUUUGAUAAUGUCAUAUUUCGUAGAACAGAUUUUCGUUUCUCGGAUCUCGCUGGAUCAAUUUUUAUGGACGUACAAUUUAUCGAAUGUUCCAUAAAUGAAGCCAUUUUCCAUGAUACAAUCCUAUCUGAAGUCACAUUCAAUGGAACGACAUUAGCUAGAGCAGAUUUUAGUCGAGCAAAACUAGAUUCUAUUCAUCUUUUCAAUGUAAAUUUAACCAAAGCAAUAUUUGACAAUCAAACUCAGGUUAUUUCUUUGGAGAUAAAAAAUUCCAUUCUACCAAAUGGUUCAUUUUCACAAAUUGAUGACCUAUUUAUAGCUCCAAAACCAUGUGAAUCUCUUGAAAACUGGCAAAUCAAACCUGUGGAUACUGUUCAAGUAGAAAAUUGUACACUUGUUGCAAAAAUACCUGAUGUAAAUCUUGAACAAGCUUUAAAUUUUCCAUUUGUUGAACGAUCUCUACUCGUCGAUGCACAUCAAGCAGAACUUGAGAUUACAGUAGAACAAAGCUUUAAUACACAAACGAUUCGAAUCGAUAUCAUAUUCGUUGGCAGAAAAAGUGGUGUCUACAAAGUGUUUGAAACGAGUAAGUUUUCUGUAGUGAUGCUGACAGAUGAAUACAUUCCCAAUCUUGUUAUUUUUAUUCAUAAGUGUGCCUAUAUUGAGUAG